Messenger RNA from Penicillium lagena, 2082 nucleotides. RefSeq lists its product as uncharacterized. The record is from RefSeq and is a predicted model, not a curated record. Gene Ontology annotation, biological process: pentose-phosphate shunt. Lineage: Eukaryota; Fungi; Ascomycota; Eurotiomycetes; Eurotiales; Aspergillaceae. The coding region runs from base 1 to 2082 and encodes 693 amino acids. Gene Ontology annotation, cellular component: cytosol. Gene Ontology annotation, molecular function: transketolase activity. The transcript has a single exon.
AUGACGGUCAUCCAAACCACCACAGACGGAACCUCCCACUCCACAACUCCCUUGUCAGACAACGAUCAAGCCGUCAAAGACCUACGCAAGCUGAUCAUAGACUGCUGCCGCCAAAAUGGUGGCGGGCACGGGGGAUCAGCCAUCGGGAUGGUUCCUCUAGCCGUCGCCCUCUGGCGACACACAAUGCGAUUCAAUCCAUUAAAUCCAAACUGGUUCAAUCGUGACCGUUUCGUUCUCUCCAACGGCCACGCUGCCAUUCUGCUCUACACAUUGCUCCACGCCACUGGAUACCCCGAUAUGACAAUGGACGAACUGAAACUCUACGCCAGUGCGAAGGCACCCGAAAAGAAUGGCCGAUGGAAGGCAACCAGAUGCCACGGCCAUCCAGAGAUUGAGGUCCCUGGAGUGGAAGUCACCACCGGCCCUCUUGGACAAGGCAUCGCCAAUGCAGUCGGACUCGCCAUUGCGUCGAAGAACUUGGCUGUUCAGUUCAACAAACCAGGCUACGAGAUUAUCACCUCAAAGAUCUACUGCACAACCGGAGAUGGGUGUCUUCAGGAAGGGGUUGCGCAGGAGGCGAUGGCUAUAGCCGGGCACCUCGGUCUGAACAAUCUCAUUCUAUGCUACGAUAACAACCAAGUCACCUGUGAUGGGCCUUUGUCGUGGAUUGUCUCGGAGGACACGAAUGCGAGAAUGCGUGCACUGGGCUGGGACGUGAUUGAUGUCUGGGAUGGGAAUAACUCUGUCGAUGAUAUUGUGUCUGCUUUGCGGCUUGCUCGGGCCAGUACGCACAAGCCUACUUUCAUCAAUAUCCGAACGGUUAUCGGGUUUGGGACCUCGACUGCGGGUACGUUCAAAUCGCAUCAUGGGACGUACUCGGAUGAGGAUGCUGGGCUCUAUGGAAACGAGGGCAUGGCGACGCACACUCUCUCAAAUCAGACCAAGCGGUUCUUCUCUGAGCUUGUUGUCUGUGGGAAAGCACUCGAAGAAAAGUGGGACAAACUCGUCAAUUCCUGGACGACGAUCUACCCCAAUGAAUCUGAACAACUACAGAAACGCAUGGCUGGCCAUUUUGAUGUCGAGAAACUCCUCCAGGAAAUGGCACCAUCCUCCGAAAUCCAAGCUACAAGGCAGUGGAACGGACACGUCUUUAACACUCUCAUGGAGUACAUCCCGCAAUUGCUAGCUGGAGGCGCCGACCUCUGGAACUCCAACCAGAUGGGUGAUCAAUCCAUCCGCAUCCUCGACCGUGAUCAUUUCGACGGUCGCGUUAUCCGAUAUGGUAUUCGCGAACACGCGAUGGCAGCUAUAUCAAAUGGUCUUGCAGCAUUUAAUCCCGGCACUUUCAUUCCCGUAACGGCAACAUUUCUCAUGUUCUAUCUAUACGCUGCGCCUGGGGUGCGGAUGGGUGCGCUGAGCGGUUUGAGAGUCAUCCAUGUUGCUACGCACGAUUCUAUCGGUGAAGGACAAAAUGGCCCUACGCACCAGCCUGUCGAAAUGGACUCUCUCCUGCGGGCAAUGCCCAAUCUGCUAUACAUUCGCCCUUCCGACGAAGAAGAGGUCAUUGGGGCCUGGAUGUCUGCCUUGGCAGCCUCGAACCAACCGAGUAUCCUCUCCCUGGCAAGAGAUGCGCCAAGUUUGCGCAUCUCCACUACCAGUCGGAGCAAAGUGGCACUGGGCGGUUAUACUGUUCUGGAGAACGAAAAUGCGCAAGUCACGCUUCUCUCCUGUGGCUCUGAGCUACAAUUUGCUUUUCAAGCUGCGCCGAAAUUGAGUGAGCUUGGGAUCCCGACUCGAGUAGUUAGUAUGCCGUGCAUUAGCCUGUUCGAGAAACAGCCAGAUGAGUACCAGGACGCCGUUCUCUCGAACAGUCCUCAUAUCAUCUCAGUUGAGGCCUACGUUGCGACGGUCUGGUCUCGCUUUUGCACUGCGUCCAUCUCUAUGGACUCAUUUGGGUAUUCUGGAGCUGGAUCGGCUAACUUCGAGCGUUUCGGCUUUGAUAGUGAUAGUAUUGUCCGCAAAGUGCGAGACCAUGUCACGGCCGUUCAUCGGCCGACGCAACGAUGGAUGCGAUUGGGGUAG